AUGGGUUGUGCUACAUUGAACCUGGUUGGAGCUGCUACUCUGCCGAAACUCAACAGCUACACUCGCAGCGGCAUUAGCUCCCCAAAGCCUUUCAUAUCCUUUGCCCAACCUAAUGGCUCUCGCCAUCUCAACAGCGGUGGAGUGUAUAGCCCUCUCACGUGCUGUGCGUACAAAUUGCGGUCGUGUGUUUCCUUAUGUGCAAGAACUAGUAAUGCUGCUCCGGAAGAGGAGAGGGUGACUGUUUUGGUUGUUGGUGGAGGGGGGAGGGAACAUGCUCUUUGCUAUGCGUUGAAGCGUUCCCCUACUUGUGAUGCAGUUUUUUGUGCUCCUGGCAACGUUGGGAUUUCCAGCUCCGGGGUUGCCACUUGUAUUUCUGACCUUGACGUAUUUGAUAGCUCAGCUGUGAUUUCCUUCUGCCGGAAAUGGGGUGUGGGGCUUGUUGUUGUGGGACCAGAGGCCCCUCUUGUUGCAGGUCUUGUGAAUGAUCUGCUUAAGGCUGGAAUUUAUGCUUUUGGCCCGUCCUCUGAGGCUGCUGCUUUGGAAGGAUCCAAGAAUUUUAUGAAAAGUUUGUGUGACAAGUAUGGAAUACCUACUGCUAAGUAUCGAACAUUUACAGACCCAUCUGCUGCAAAGCAAUACAUAAAAGAGCAAGGGGUACCUAUUGUUGUUAAAGCAGAUGGAUUGGCUGCUGGAAAAGGAGUUAUUGUUGCAAUGACUUUGGAUGAGGCUCUUGAAGCUGUUGAUUCAAUGCUUGUAAAUGAUGCCUUUGGUUCUGCAGGUUGUCGUGUAGUUAUUGAGGAAUAUUUGGAAGGGGAAGAAGUGUCUUUCUUUGCGCUAGUCGAUGGAGAGAAUGCUAUACCUCUGGAAUCUGCCCAGGACCAUAAACGGGUUGGGGAUGGUGAUACAGGACCUAAUACUGGUGGAAUGGGUGCAUACUCACCCGCCCCCAUCCUGACAAAAGAACUUCAAGAUGUAGUCAUGAAAUCCAUCAUUUUCCCUACAGUGAAAGGAAUGUCAGCAGAGGGCUGCAAGUUUGUUGGGGUUCUAUAUGCUGGGCUCAUGAUUGAGAAGAAGUCUGGAUUACCUAAGCUAAUUGAGUACAACGUCCGCUUUGGUGAUCCAGAGUGUCAGGUUUUGAUGGUUAGGUUGGAGUCUGAUCUGGCACAAGUUCUACUUGCUGCUUGUAAAGGACAGUUAAGUGAAGUAUCUUUGGAGUGGUCGGCGGGGUCAGCAAUGGUUGUUGUAAUGGCUAGUAAAGGGUAUCCGGGGCCAUACGAGAAGGGAAGCGUGAUUGCGAACCUUGAUGAAGCAGAGAAUGUUGCUCCAUCUGUUGUUGUAUUUCAUGCUGGAACUGCAUUAGAUUCAGAUGGGAACUUGAUUGCUGCUGGGGGGCGUGUUCUUGGGGUGACUGCCAAGGGAAGAGAUCUUAGAGAGGCACAUGAAAGGGCUUAUCAAGGUGUUGAACAAAUUAAUUGGCCAGGAGGGUUUUACCGCCGUGAUAUUGGCUGGAGAGCCCUUGCUCUUCUAAAAGACAGUUUUGUAACUAGUGGCUAGACUAAGCUAAAGUUUGUACUAGUGCUCAUUAGAAGAGAGUGAAAAUUUCCAUGUCCUUUUCAAAUUUAUAAUUUCUGAAUUGAGCUUUUCUUCAUAAGUAGUGACCUUACAGUAUUAACUGUUGUCCCAUCACUCAAAAACCACACCCAAUUAUAGUCGUAUGUUGACAAUACAAUAACUAUGCUUUCC
Messenger RNA from Fragaria vesca subsp. vesca, 1743 nucleotides. Its product is annotated as phosphoribosylamine--glycine ligase, chloroplastic-like. The record is from RefSeq and is a predicted model, not a curated record. Lineage: Eukaryota; Viridiplantae; Streptophyta; Magnoliopsida; Rosales; Rosaceae. Gene Ontology annotation, biological process: purine nucleobase biosynthetic process. The transcript has a single exon. Gene Ontology annotation, molecular function: phosphoribosylamine-glycine ligase activity; metal ion binding; ATP binding. The coding region runs from base 1 to 1554 and encodes 517 amino acids.